AUGGGUGUGCCGGCUUUUUAUCGGUGGUUAGCGGAGAAGUAUCCGUUAGUGGUGGUGGAUGUGAUCGAAGAAGAACCGGUGGUUAUCGAAGGAGUUAAGAUUCCGGUGGAUACAAGUAAACCUAAUCCUAACAAUAUCGAAUAUGAUAACUUAUAUCUCGACAUGAAUGGGAUUAUUCACCCUUGCUUUCAUCCUGAAGACAGACCUUCACCCACUUCUUUCAGUGAGGUUUUUCAGUGUAUGUUUGAUUAUAUUGAUAGGCUUUUCGUGAUGGUGAGGCCUCGGAAAUUGCUAUACAUGGCAAUUGAUGGAGUUGCACCAAGGGCGAAAAUGAAUCAACAGCGGUCUAGGCGUUUUAGAGCAGCUAAAGAUGCAUCUGACGCGGCUGCUGAAGAAGAAAGGCUAAGAGAGGAGUUUGAGAGGGAGGGCAGGAAGCUUCCCCCUAAGGAGUCAUCUCAAACUUUUGAUUCCAAUGUUAUCACUCCUGGAACUGAAUUUAUGGCUGUUUUAUCAAUUGCAUUGCAGUACUAUGUUCAUCUUAGACUAAAUUAUGAUCCUGGGUGGAAGAAAAUUAAGGUUAUCCUUUCUGAUGCAAAUGUUCCUGGUGAAGGGGAACACAAAGUCAUGUCCUAUAUCCGUCUUCAAAGAAACCUUCCUGGUUAUAAUCCAAAUACACGCCAUUGCCUGUAUGGUUUGGAUGCAGAUUUAAUCAUGUUGGCUUUGGCUACCCAUGAAGUUCAUUUUUCAAUUCUUCGAGAGAUUGUUUUUACUCCUGGACAACAAGACAAAUGCUUUGUAUGUGGUCAGAUGGGUCAUUUAGCGGCUGCUUGUGAAGGAAAGGCGAAGAGGAAGGCAGGAGAGUUCGAUGAGAAAGGCAAUGAUGUUGCUGUGCCCAAGAAACCAUACCAGUUUCUCAACAUUUGGAUUCUUAGAGAGUAUUUGGAGUAUGAAUUCAGAAUUCCUAAUCCUCCGUUCAAGAUUGAUUUGGAAUGUAUUGUGGAUGAUUUUAUAUUCAUAUGUUUCUUUGUUGGCAAUGAUUUUCUGCCACACAUGCCCACGCUGGAGAUUCGUGAGGGUGCAAUCAACUUGCUGAUGGCUGUUUAUAAGAAGGAAUUUAGGUCGCUCGGUGGGUAUUUGACUGAUGGCAGCAAGCCAAAUUUAAGUAGAGUGGAGCAUUUUAUUCAAGCUGUGGGUUCAUAUGAAGAUAAAAUAUUCCAGAAAAGAGCGCGGUUGCACCAGCGUCAGGCAGAGAGAAUUAAGCGUGAGAAGGCCCAGGCAAGAAGAGGCGAUGACGCAGAGCCUCAAAAUCAACCUGAAUCUUUGGUUGCAGUUGCACGAUUUCGUGGUUCUCGUCUCGCUUCAGCUCCUACACCGUCACCUUAUCAGGAUGAUGGGAUGCAUUCUCAGACAUCUGAUGGUAAAGGAUCCUCUGUUCGGAGCCGUAAAGUUGCACGUUUGUCUUCAACAGCCAAUAUUGGUGCUGCCCUUGUUGAGGCAGAGAAUAGUCUGGAAAUAGAUGUAAAUGAAAACAAAGAAGAAUUGAAAACCAAGCUUAAGGGGCUGCUUCGCGAAAAAUCUGAUGUUUUUAACUCAAACAAUCAUGAAGAAGACAAGGUCAAGUUGGGAGAACCAGGGUGGAAGGAAAGAUAUUAUGAAGAGAAGUUUUCUGCAAAAACUCUCGAGGAAAUGGAAGCUAUACGAAGAGAUGUUGUUUUGAAAUAUACAGAAGGGCUAUGUUGGGUCAUGCAUUAUUAUUACGAAGGCGUUUGUUCUUGGCAAUGGUUUUAUCCCUAUCACUAUGCACCCUUUGCUUCAGAUCUCAAAGAUCUUGGUCAACUGAACAUUACUUUUGAACUUGGUUCUCCAUUCAAACCAUUCAACCAGCUUUUGGGAGUUUUCCCUGCAGCAAGUUCACAUGCUCUCCCUGUAAAUUAUAGGAAAUUGAUGACGGAUCCAGAUUCACCUAUUAUUGAUUUUUACCCUACUGAUUUUGAAGUGGACAUGAAUGGAAAACGUUUUGCAUGGCAGGGUAUUGCAAAGCUUCCCUUCAUUGAUGAAGCUCGUCUUCUUGCUGAGGUCCAAAAAAUUGAGCACACAUUAACGGAGGAAGAAGCAAGGAGAAACAGUAUGAUGUUUGACAUGCUUUUUGUGUCAACAUCUCAUUCUCUUUCUGAGAGUAUAUAUUUACUCGAUAAUAAUUGCAAGCAAUUAACAGACAAAGAGCGAGUUGAAGUCAAGGAGCGUAUCAAUCCUGCGUUAAGUGAUGGGAUGAAUGGCUAUUUAUCUCCUUGUGCUGGAGAUACUCACCCUCCUAUAUUCAGGUCUCCAGUUGUAGGCAUGGAAGACAUAUUGGCCAAUGAAGUCAUAUGUGUUAUAUACAGACUUCCUGAUCCACACAAACACAUCGCUCGUCCGCCUGCUGGUGUUAUAUUCCCCAAAAAGACGGUGGAUCAGGGUGAUCUGAAACCCGAACCUGUUUUAUGGCAUGAGGACUCUGGGAGGAGGCCUUGGGAAAAUGACAGCAUGCGCAUUUGUGCUUCAAUUACAACGAAAUCCCCCGGAACCGUUUCUGGCUGUCAUCUUGGGGAGGCUUCACAUCGAUUGGUUGCCAAUAGUCUACAACUGAAGGGAGAUCGCAAUGGGUAUGGAAAUCAUAUGCAUGACCCACCACCUCACAUUGCAGCUCCCCAUGGCCCACCACUCUCUUCCUAUUCAAAUGGGUUCCACAAUCAGGGACACCGUGGAACGUUGAGACCUAGAAUGGAUUUUUCUCAUGCAGGUUACCCUCAAUCUACGAGUCCUCGUGUACCUACUCAACAUGACCAUGGAUAUAGUCAGCCCUAUUAUUUGGCAGGUGCCAACCCCUAUAGUAGUAGGUCUCGUCCCCAGUAUGAAAGAGAGAGUGGGCACCAUCCAAGGCAUGUUUACCAACCUGAAUUUUAUCAGAAUGGUGCACCAAGGUACCCACAUGGGCCGGUGCCACAUAUACCUACUGGGUCCACUACAUAUGGUUAUCAAGGUAGUUAUGACGCCUAUCAGAGUGACCAAUCGCCUGGAGCCGGUAGUCACCAGCAAUGGGGUGGUAGGUUUUCCCCCCAGCCAAUCACAACAGGCCAAGAGGUUAUAGUCACCGUCAACAAAGUGGGAACCGAUUUUCAGCUUUGGAUUCUAGAGGAAAUAAAAUGCCUCUACAACAUGGUGGAGCAAAUAGGAGACCACCACCUCCUAGUGGAACAUAUAGGGGGCCGCAUCAGCCACCUCUUGGUGGACCUAAUCGGAGGCCCCACCCACCAGCUGGAUAUGGUAGCCAAUAAAGCUGUUUUUUAUAGCAGAACCAGAAAGCUUGAAGUUGUCAAAAGCUUUUGUUCGUUCAAGUGGCUAGAUAUUGAUGUCCUUAAGUUUUACAUGAGUAAAUCUACUGUGCCAGGCUUUCGGCCAUCAUUUGUGGCGAGGUGGUUGGCUUUUCUGCUUAGAGAGGCUAGUUAUGUUUUUGCAAAUUUGGUGAGGUUUCAGUUCAGUAGUCCAGACGAUGAUAUUUUAGUUUUCCAGUAUUCUCCAUCUGAUCUUCUAAGCAGUCCUUUGGAUGGUAGCUGGACUGCUGUUGUAUGA
This is a messenger RNA of Dovyalis caffra, 3609 nucleotides long. NCBI's taxonomy places the organism in Eukaryota, Viridiplantae, Streptophyta, Magnoliopsida, Malpighiales, Salicaceae. The record is from the annotation of a GenBank genome assembly.